AUGAAGAUAAACGAGAAGAAUUUAUGCGCAUUCGCCUCAUCAGCGACUCCUGUAGACCGUGAGGGUUGGCUGGAUAUGAGAGGCGAGGUAGGCAAGAGUUAUCAGCGACGCUGGUUUACUCUUAAAGGGAAUCUACUGUUCUAUUUCGACAAGAAAGGAGAUAAAGAACCAGUUGGCGUUAUCAUACUCGAAGGGUGCACUAUUGAACUGACAGAAGAAGAAUCAUACAGUUUUAAAAUAGUAUUUCAUUGUGAAGGAGGCCGAACAUAUUUCUUAUGCACAAACUCACAAGCCUCUAUGGAGGCUUGGAUGAAGGCUUUGGCAUGUGGAAGUUAUGAUUACAUGAAGUUAAUGGUAGCUGAAUUACAGAGACAAUUGGAUGAAGCUCAAGCUGAAGAAGCGGCUGAGGCAGCAGCAAUGGUAACUGUCUCAUCUGCAGAAGAAGAACCUAAAGUUCCUCCAAGAGGUCAACGUCACAAUCCAUUUAAUAAAGUUCCUGAUGGAGAAAGCAAAGCUGUGACUGGGAGUAGACAUCAUAAAGAAAGUAUUAAGUCAAACGAGGUGCCUCGUAAAAAAGUACCAUUUAGAGACAUUCACAAAGCCUAUGGAAAUAAGAUACUGAGAGAUAGAAGUGAAUGGCGCGCCAAAUUACGUGGUCGCCAAGAGGCAGUGGAAAAACCUCUUAUACAACUG
Brenthis ino (lesser marbled fritillary) is the source of this 693-nucleotide messenger RNA. Lineage: Eukaryota; Metazoa; Arthropoda; Insecta; Lepidoptera; Nymphalidae. The record is from the annotation of a GenBank genome assembly.